Molecule: messenger RNA, 181 nt
Organism: Scutellospora calospora
Lineage: Eukaryota; Fungi; Glomeromycota; Glomeromycetes; Diversisporales; Gigasporaceae
Source: the annotation of a GenBank genome assembly
CACAAAUUUCAAGAAUUUGAAAUUCAAAUUAACAAAUAUAUUAAAGGAUUUGAUAUUCAAAUCAACAAAUAUAUUAAAGGAUUUGGAAUAAAUAUAAAGGGUUCUGAAAUUCAAAUUAGCAAUAUAUUAAAGGAUUUGAGUUAUGAAGGCAUAGGGAUGUUAUGUGAUCUGAAAGAUCACA